Scutellospora calospora is the source of this 139-nucleotide messenger RNA. Lineage: Eukaryota; Fungi; Glomeromycota; Glomeromycetes; Diversisporales; Gigasporaceae. The record is from the annotation of a GenBank genome assembly.
CAAGUUUAAAUUGGUAUUAUUCUCAAAUAGAUAUGAGAAUAUGGAAUAUUGCAGGUGAAACUAUGAAUAUUUCAAAAUCAGCACAUGCAGAUAUUAAUCAUGAAGGAAAAGAAUUAAACUUAUUAAAUGCAAUUAAAAA